AUGAAAGAGUACAAAAUUGUGGUGCUCGGGGACGGCGGAGUUGGCAAGAGUGCGCUGGUAAUAAUUCUUUUCAAAUUCUUCAAAACCUGGCGUAACUUUUCCCCCGGCCCUGGGCCUAGAGACUUUUCAAAGGCUACAUUAACCACCGCAAUCCUACAGUAAACCUAAAGUACUUUGCAAAGUCUUAGAAUGUUUCAGACUCUUCAAUUCGUCCAGGGAAUCUUUGUGCACAAUUACGACGCGACCAUCGAGGAUUCCUAUCGGAAAAUGUCGACGAUCGAGGCGGAAAACGCGAGAUUGGAGAUUUUGGACACUGCCGGAACGGUUGGUCAUUUAAUUUUCAAAAAAAUCAGUGAAACAUCCCAAAAUUUCAGGAGCAAUUUUCGGGAAUGCGCGAGACGUACUACCGUACCGCCCAGGGCUUCGUGCUCGUGUUUUCUCUCGCCGAAAAGUCGACUUUCGAGAACUUGAAGCAAAUUUUUCUCGAAAUAUUGAAAAUUCGCAAUGAAGAUGUGAGUUUCUCUGCUUAAAAUGUUUCAAAUUGCAAACUUUUCAGGUGCCAAUGGUGCUGGUGGGAAAUAAGUCGGAUUUGGUCGAAACGCGACAAGUUGAAGAGGCCGAAGCUCAGAGUUUCGCGAAGAAAUUGAGAAUUCCGUAUUUUGAGUCGAGUGCUCGACUGAAUCAGAACGUUUCCGAGGUAAAUCCGUGCUUUCCCGGCGUUCAAUCGAGUUCCGUUCAGGUCUUCGAAGAGUGCGCAGUUCUCAUUCAAAAAUCCGCCAAAACCCACGUGGAACGUCGUCGAUGGUCAUCUGAACCCGAAUUAACCGAUAAAAAUUGCAAAAACUGGCUAAAAUCCUACUGCUGUUGCCUUAUUCCUUGCAUUCACUAA
Molecule: messenger RNA, 889 nt
Organism: Caenorhabditis sp. 36 PRJEB53466
Lineage: Eukaryota; Metazoa; Nematoda; Chromadorea; Rhabditida; Rhabditidae
Source: the annotation of a GenBank genome assembly